CUAAUCCAAACACACACUCACAAAUUCACAGAGCUCCAUCCCUUCUUGUGUUCUCUGUUGUUUUUCUCAGAUUUUUACAAGUCAGCAGCCGGACUAAAACCAACUGGAUACUUUUUACGCUCGUGUUGUCUUGUUAAACUUUGCAGGCUGCAGGAUUUGUUUCUGGAGUCUAUUUUAUACAGUUUGGUUUAGUUUGCCUCGGCAGCGAUUUCCAGAUGCAUUAAUGGCGUGAGCAGCCUCAGUGAUUGAGAUAUGGCGUUGUGCUGGUGCACCAUGGUCUUCUGCAGGUUGGCUCCAGUGUGCUUUCCCCUUAUCGUCACAUCACUGCUAUGGCUAACGAUCUCCCCCGCCCAUGCUGUACCUCCCUGUCCACGGAGCUGUAGCUGUCCAGGUGUCAAAGAUGUCCACUGUACAUUCAGACAUCUCACUGCUAUGCCAAACAACUUUCCCAAAGACACAGAGAGGCUCAAUUUAGGAUAUAAUAGUCUGACUGAAGUGGAAGGGUCCCAAUUCAGGUCGCUGCGGAAAUUGGAGAUGCUCAUGUUACAUGGUAACGACAUAAGCACUGUCCAACAUGGGGCAUUUUACAGCUUGCGAUCGCUCCAGAUGUUAAAGUUGAGUUACAACAAGCUAACAAGAGUGACCCCUGGGUUGUUUGAGGGUCUCCUUGGUCUGGUUCGUCUUCAUCUGGACCACAACCUCAUCAGCUUCAUCGAGCCAUACUCAUUUUCGGGUCUGACUUCUCUCAAACUAUUACAACUGGAAGGAAAUAUUCUUAAGGAGAUCCAUCCUCAUACCUUCAUUACAGUGUCUCUGCUAGGAAACUUUUGGACCUCUUCACUCAAACACUUACACCUUUCAGACAAUCUGUUGGAUCAGUUCCCUGCCUCUGUACUGAACACAGCUCCCAGGCUUGAGCUCCUCUCUCUUCAUGGUAACCCCUGGACUUGUGACUGUCAACUUCACUGGUUGCUACAGUGGAGUUCCACACAUGAAGGUGUAAUAAAGUGUAAAAAGGAACGUGAAACGAGCACAGUUGAGAUUUGUCCUCAGUGUUUCUCACCUCAACCCUUAAAUGGUACCCUCUUGUUUGGGUUAACUGAAGACCAGCUGACCUGUGAUAGGCCAGUUCUUCAAUCUUCCCUGAAACUGUGGGACAACCCAGUGUGGGCGGAAUCUGAUGCAGAGCCUGAUCUCCCAUACACCCGGGACCUUGAAAAGCCCUUAGGCGACCUAAGUUUUUCUCUAUCGGAUACCCAUGGAAAUAAUGCUCACGUGGUGUGUGAUGUGCGCCACCCAGGAGACAAUUCACCUAUAACUUGGACAGUGAAUACACGGACAGCACAAGGGUUGUCUGUUAAUGUAUCUUUGGCAACCAUCCUUGAGUGUGAGAUUGAUCGGGAAAAAUUACAAAACCUAUGGCAAUUGGUUGCAUAUUACUAUGAAAGCCCUGCUGUCUUGGAGAGAGGUCAACAAAGACAAACAAACAGCAGCAGAACAACUUAUCAAUACUUCCAAGUUGCAAAUGAGAAUUCUCCUUAUUUUACAGACUUAAAGGGUUAUUUAGUGGCAGAGCCUGCAUGGCUGCUUCAACACAAAGUCACGUUAAAGCUUAAUAGAAUGCUAACAACAACUAAAAAACUAGUGAUGGAUUUUACUACAGUAAUCACCAAGCGUAUUAACAGCCAAAGAGGGCAGCAAGACAACUCUGACCUUACUUCUUCUUGGGCAAUGAUUCAACGUGGAACUGCAGGGCGUGUGAAGACUGCUUUGGAGGGCUCAGAGGUUCACCUACAAUGCAGUGUUGUCACUUCACACCAGGAAGUAAAAAUCGAGUGGAUGCUUCCCGAUUUGUCUAUUGUGGAGAGUAUGAGUGAUAAAGUCAAAAUUGAUGACACAGGGGAUCUUGUGAUAAUGAAUGCAUCACAAUCCGACUCAGGUCUCUACCACUGUAUGAUCAGAACAAAAACUGGUGUGGAUUUGAUGUCUCUGAGGCUUACUGUCAAAGAACGAACAAUGAGCCCUACUGCUUUCAAUGGCCAGAAAAUCACAGUUGAAAAGGGAGGUUCAAUCGCUCUCGCAUGUGAAGUAACAUCUGUGCAACCCAGUCAAACUGUUUGGUACGUGCCGAAAAACAAAGUUAUUACACCUACACAAAAGACAAGAAAUGCAGCAGUAAUGGAGAAUGGUACUUUGGUGGUGAGGAAGUUGAUGGAAGAAGAUUCAGGGGAAUACAGUUGUUUGGCCUCGAAUCUCUAUGGAGUUGACAUGUUGUCACAUAUAGUGGAAGUCACAGGGGAAAAGGUAUCCCAUAACUCUGAAGUAGAGACAGAAACAGAGCAGCAAACCUUAAAUACUGAUGAGGAAGAGGGUUCAGCGGUGGAUUACCAGGAAACAGUUCGGCGUUUCGUGACACAGGUUCCAAUAAUAGAAAAACAGCAAAAGAAUCCUGGAAAAAAUAAAAUCCAAAGGAAAGAUUUUAUUGUAAAGAAAUUAGAUCCAAAUUACUGGGCAGAGGUUUUGGCUAACGCCAAUGCUAAAUUACCCAUUUUACAGGCGUCAGAGUUGCCACUACCAGAUCCCACCACUCUAAUUGUCCCAACCAGUUUGACCAACCCUGCAACUACCCUUUCCUCCUAUACCAUAGCCAACAAUUUUCCCAUCACAACAAUUUCUGAAUUUCGGAUUGAGCCAACAGCUUUAUUGUUAGAAACACAACCAACAACUUUGGUGACCUCACCUGCUAGAAGCACAGAGACAUCCCAUCAGCAGGUUAAUGGGAUUACAGAAAAAAACAAUGAUGUAACAAUUAUUGCAACACAAGCUGCAAAAGGUGCAAAUAUAUCAUUUGGUGACGGGAAUAAGAAAUUUGUUCCUAGCAGCUCAAAUCGGAGAAGGCCACCUUUUAGGCGUAGAAAACCUCAAAUGAGACGAAUUAACCAAAAUCUGAAGCCACUUCGUCCUUCAUCAAACAUGCUCAAAUCUACAGUUCCCCCACCAACAAUCACAACAACUAGUACUAGAGUCACUACCACCACCAAAGAUAGGCCAACACCUUCACUAACUACAGUCACUUACUACUACCAAGCAGGCGAAGACAAAGUCAAUGAAAAAUCUGAUUACAAGGAUAGUGGUGGUUUAGAUGAAAAAAAAGAAUCAAACAUUGAAACUCAUCAUACUGUUCAGGAUUUUGAAAGAAAAUUUACCAAAUUGCAAUCAGUUGCAGAAAAAGAAGCCAAAUUAACUAUUUCUGCAGAAGCACAUACUUUACCUAACCUGAAAGCAAAGACAAAAGUUAGUUCUCUACCAACCAAUAUGACUGAAGAAACAGAGGAAGAUGGUAGAAUUAAAAAAAUAUCAGAAGGGAAGAGGGUGCAUAUUCUGGAAGAACAAGGAGAGACCGGGGGAAUUAACAGAAAUCUUGAGAAAGUCAAAGAAUCUGAGAAUGUGCUGGUCACUCAGAGUUACAAUAUGCGGCAUAACCUUAUUUCAACAAUCCACACACCAAAGUCAAACUCUCAUCCUUCACUGGAACAGACAAGUGGUUCAUCAUCCAAAGUGAUAACUUCACAUUUAAACGAAGACAAAAUUAAAGAGGACAACAUCCACGAGGAAAAUAAAAAGGUGAAUGGAGCAAUAAUAAAGCCUGAAAUCCCAUAUGUUCCUAUAGUGCAGCCGAUUCACCCCUGGCUGCACCAGUACAAUCAAGAACAAGAGCAACCACAAACACACAAAGACAGAUAUCCAGAAAAACGGAAAGAAGUGAAUCUCAGUAACCGCCCUUUGCCGCCUCGCAUUGCACCAACUUCACAUUGGUCUUCAAACCAUCAUCCCCAUCCUGUAUAUCCUCCUCGGCAAGGUGCUGUGCCACGUAUUGUGCCCACACAAGAAACCAGACCUUUCCCCUAUCCUCGGGGUCAAAACCCAGUUGCUACUAACAGACCAGAAAUCAUAGCUGAAACAGUGAAGCCUACACCCACUCAUGGAGCCCAAGUUAGAGAUCAAUUGUUACUAUCGAGGCUUAGGAACAGAUACAGACAGGCAUAUAUUGAUCGUCUCUCACAGCUUGGAAAGAUAGUGACACCAAAACCACGCAUAAGCUACAACAAUCCUGUUAAGUCAAUUCAACCCAGUCCCAUACCUCUGAACCCGGUCAGAGCCUUUCUUCCAAGACCACAAGCACCAACCCCCUCGUAUAACUUGCAACCUCCAAACAUUGUUAAAACUACAGCAUCCUCAUUAUCUGAGUUCAAUUCAACCCCUCAUUCUUACCAACCUACCACCACAAGAUUACAGCACGGGGGUCAGAGGCCUGUUCAAGCUGGAAUUGGAUCUCAACAUCCAACAGCUUUACCUUAUUACCCAUUGGUGUUAGGAGCCGGAGAUGGUGGGGCAAAACCCCGCAUCACCACGGUUAACAAAGCCAGCAUGUCGGUGCUGGCAGAGGGUGACGCUGUUCUACAUUGUAAAGCAGCAGGGAAUCCUGAACCUAGGAUCGCAUGGACAAAAUUAUCGACAGGUGUCACCAUACCAGCCAACACCAAGCAUGGCUCCCGGUUUGAAGUCUUCAAAAAUGGAAGUUUUGUAAUUAACGCCGUCCAACUUCAGGACAGAGGCCAGUACCUCUGCACUGCCCAGAAUAUGUUUGGAUCAGAUCGUAUGGUGAUCACAUUGUCAGUCCAGACUGAGGCCCCGAAGAUUCAACCUCCCAGGUCUACGGAAAUAGCAAUCUACUUGGGAAAGAGUGUGACCCUUGAAUGUCUUUCUUCUGGAAAACCCCCAGCCGACAUUUCCUGGAUUCUGCCAGAUGGAACAUUUGUUCGUGAAAUUGGGAUUGUUCAUUCGCCACUUUCUCAAAUUGUGCUGCUUGAGAAUGGCACAUUGCACAUGCAGUCAACUAAUUUCUCCAAUAAAGGAGACUAUAAAUGUAUUGCAAGCAACGCAGCAGGCGCUGAUACAAUCACUUAUCAUCUUCAUGUUGCAGCUUUGCCUCCAAGCAUUAGUGAGACUGCAAGUGACACUGUGAUCAUUCCGGAAGGUAGGAGUAUAUAUGUCCAUUGUUCCAUGAAGGGUGAACCUUUUCCUACUUUGAAGUGGACACUGCCAUCAGGAGUCCAUGUGAAGCCAUCACAGUUCCUGGGACAUAGGCUCUUUGUCUUUCCCAAUGGGACACUGUAUGUGAAAAAUGUCUCACCAGCUGAUGCAGGGAGGUACGAGUGUUUAGCUGCAAACACUGUGGGCAUUGCCAAAAGAACUGUGUGGCUUGAAGUGAGGGCUGAUAGCUCCUCAGAUAUCCGCCAUCCUCCUGUUCCAUUCCCCCCUACUCACCACCAUGCUGUUCCAUCCCGCCAGCACUCAGUCUCAGCUAUGUAUGGUUCUGCUGUUUACUUACACUGUCCAGAGUCUAGUGGAUACCCAAGAGGAACCAUCUGGCAGCUACCUUCCAAAACCAUCAUGGAGCAUCGAUACAGUCCGGAGAGACCAAUUAAAGUUUUCCGGAAUGGGACUCUGAGGAUACUUCAGUUAACAGAGUUAGACGGUGGAAAUUAUCUGUGUGUCUUUCAGCGACCCAAUGGAGAGGACGUGGAGCUCUUUCGGGUGGAUGUCUUGAUGACGCCGCCCAGAAUAAAGCAUGUGAGAACAACGCAACCAAAAGUCAACUUUGGAGAAAAUGUCCAGGUGGACUGUGUUGCAACAGGCCUUCCAGAUCCAGAAGUCUCUUGGAGCCUACCAGAUGGAACACUAAUCAACAAUGCCCUUCAGUCUGAUGACAGUGGCUAUCGCAACCGCCGAUAUGUUAUUUUUGGCAACGGAACAUUACUUCUCCAUCAAAUGGGCAAAAAAGAUGAGGGUGACUACACCUGUUAUGCAAAGAACAAACUGGGUAAAGAUGAGAGAAAAGUUCAUGUUAAAAUUGGACCAAAUGCUCCUAGAAUUAGCUUAAAAUCUCAGUCUGUGGUGACUGUGAAUUAUGGAGAUUUAGCUCAGUUGAGCUGUCAAGCAACAGGUGAACCAACACCAAGGAUUGUUUGGAUCUCACCACGAAAUGAUGUGAUCCAAAUGUCAUCAGACAAGUUUGACAUUUUGGAAAAUGGAAUGUUAGUGGUGAAAAGAGUAACGCUAGCUGAUGAAGGGAAAUAUGCAUGUGUGGCACAAAAUUCUGCUGGUGAUGAUGUUAAAAACAUAGUUCUUGAAAUUGAAUCCCGGGAACCCUUUAUUAAUGGCAAAAAAGGGAAGAGUGACAACCAUGUUGAAGGCAUUUCUUAUCAAACAGUGCUGUUGGACUGCAAGGUGGACGGGAAACCUAUGCCUAAGGUUUGGUGGGUUACCCCCUAUGGCCACUCACUCCAAACUUCCUACCUCAGUGGUCGCUUCCAAGUCCACCAAAAUGGCAGUUUGGAGGUAAGAGGGGUAAGGAAAACAGAUAAAGGCAGGUACAUGUGUCUGGCCAAAAACAAUUUAGGUGAAGCAUCAUUGGUUGUUGAAUUAGAUGUGGCGCCAAUAGCUGAGAAGCCAAGUUUUGCUGUUCCCAAUAUUGAAAUCAUAUCAAUACAACAAUAUGGCAAAGAAUUUCACCUGCAGUGCCCUGCCCGUGGCAAGCCAAAUCCAGAGUUUAUAUGGGUGCUACCUAAUGGGACAAUGUUGAUGCCUGGUGUUAGACUGCAACGCUUUACCCACCAUCAGGGUAACGGCACUCUGUGGAUCUCACAGCUGGCUGCAAUCGAUAAGGGAGUGUACAGGUGUCUAGCAAAGAAUGUGGCGGGGCAAGCAGAGAAGCGUUAUGCACUAGAAGCAGGCAGGAAGCCAACGAUCAGAGGACCAACAAGUGGGAUAAAGAUUACCUACGGCCAAACUCUCAACUUGCAUUGCACUGUGGAUGGCUGGCCACAGGCGUCAAUCACAUGGACCCUACCCAAUGGCUUCACUUUGGAUAAACCUCUGUCUAUUGGUCGAGUUACAUUCCUUGCUAAUGGAACCCUCCAGAUGAGGCAGAUUGCUACUUUUGACAAAGGGCCAUAUACAUGCAAAGCAUCUAAUGCAUUUGGCUCAUCAACAUUGUCAUAUCCUGUCACAGUACUGGUUCAUCCACCACGCGUCACCAGUAUGCUGCCCUCUAUCACCAGCGCCAGCCGAGGAUCACCAGUGAGGUUAAAUUGUGUUGCGACUGGUGUUCCCAAGCCAGAAAUUUCCUGGACUUUACCUGGCCGUACUACAUUGGUUCCACAUAACCGCUACAUUGUGCAAGGAGGAAUACACAUGACAGAGGACGGUUGUCUGGUCAUUCAGAACCCUGUGCUCAUGAACUCUGGUAUCUAUAAAUGCAAUGCUAAAAAUGCCCUCGGAACAGAUUUUAAGAGUACAUAUCUUCAGGUGAUCUGAGUGACAAGAUUUGUCUCUUAUUCUGGGACUGCAAGGUUGAGAAAAUCUCCUGCAGGAUUAAGACUGGAUUAUUUGUCCAUAAGGAUGUAAGUAUCAAUUUAUUAUGCUACAAUGAAGAUAUCCUGAAGACAAACCACUGGCUGUAUAGCUGUAGGCAGCCAGACACUUUGCAUUUUAAUUGUAUUAUUUAGUCCUUACCACAUUUUAAAAUGCAUUGGACACAUUACGUCAACCACUUACCUCUGGCUACAUUAUAGCUUUGAAUCAGUUGUCUGUUCAAUAAAAGUAUACUUUUAUACGAAGACGGUAUUGUAAGAAUGGACCUGUCUUGUAAUAACAUGUACCCAUUUGAUGUAGUAUCACUUCAGGGACCAUUCGUAAUUGUUCUGUACAUGGUAGAAACUAUAAUACUCAUACUGUAUGUUUGCAUAUAGAUUAGUAUUUAUAUUAGAGGCAUUUAUUCAUGUGCAAAAAGUUAGGAAAAGAGCACGGAUAAA
Nerophis lumbriciformis (worm pipefish) is the source of this 7877-nucleotide messenger RNA. Its product is annotated as matrix-remodeling-associated protein 5. The record is from RefSeq and is a predicted model, not a curated record. NCBI's taxonomy places the organism in Eukaryota, Metazoa, Chordata, Actinopteri, Syngnathiformes, Syngnathidae. Gene Ontology annotation, molecular function: protein binding.